Lentinula edodes (shiitake mushroom) is the source of this 3093-nucleotide messenger RNA. RefSeq names its product Sodium/hydrogen exchanger family-domain-containing protein. The coding region runs from base 1 to 3093 and encodes 1030 amino acids. The transcript has 2 exons. The record is from RefSeq and is a predicted model, not a curated record. NCBI's taxonomy places the organism in Eukaryota, Fungi, Basidiomycota, Agaricomycetes, Agaricales, Omphalotaceae. Gene Ontology annotation, biological process: proton transmembrane transport. Gene Ontology annotation, molecular function: antiporter activity. Gene Ontology annotation, cellular component: membrane.
AUGGGCGAGUUCUCAACCACUAUCCUCUCAAUUCUCAGAAGGGAGGCUCCGGACCAAGGAGGCUUGUUAACAGGAAAGGAUCCAUCGGCCUUCAAUACUUCAGAUCCUAUACGGCUAUGGAUUAUUCAAGUAGGUGUCAUUGUCGGAAUGGCGUCCUUCCUUUCUCUCGGUCUCCGAAAGAUCAGGCAACCUAAAGUUAUUGCGGAAGUCCUGGGAGGUAUUCUUCUCGGGCCCACUGCUUUUGGUCGUAUACCAGGUUUCACAGAGCACGUAUUUCCCUCUGAUUCUAUCCCAUACCUCUCCCUUGUCGCCAACAUCGGUCUCUGUCUAUUUCUUUUCCUUGUUGGACUCGAGAUAGAUAUGUCUAUCAUUCGACGCAACGCUAAACUUUCCGGAACCGUUGCUCUAGCGGGUAUGAUCAUUCCUUUUGGCGCAGGAGUGGGUCUCUCGAAGCCUCUCUACAAUCAAUUCAUCAAUACCCCAGACAGCGGUCUCACAGGAUUCGUCAAGUUCACAUACUUCAUGCUGUUCACGGGUGUUGCGUACUCGAUCACAGCGUUUCCUGUGUUGUGCCGUAUCCUGACAGAGUUGAAACUCCUAGAUACUACGGUUGGUGUCGUAGUGCUCUCCGCGGGUGUAGCAAAUGAUAUUAUCGGAUGGACCCUCCUUGCCCUUUCCGUCGCCUUGGUCAAUGCCGGCUCAGGUCUUACCGCACUGUACAUCCUACUUGUCUGCGUGGGCUGGGCAUUAAUUUUGCUGUUCCCAGGAAAGAUGGCUCUGCAAUGGCUUGGACGUAAGACAGGCUCCACAGAAGGACAUGGGCCUAGUAUGUUUUUCAUGACAGUCACAAUGUUGCUCCUCUUUGGUAGUGCAUUCUUCACAGACGUCAUUGGUGUCCAUGCUAUCUUUGGUGCCUUCCUCACAGGAAUCAUCGUUCCUCGUGAAGGCAAUCUACCCAUCUAUUUGACGGAGAAACUGGAAGAUAUGGUUUCUAUCAUCUUUCUUCCCCUGUACUUUACCCUCUCCGGUCUCUCUACCAAUCUCGGUUUGCUUGAUAACGGUAUAACUUGGGGCUACACAAUCGCUAUCUGCGCCCUCGCCUUUACCGGCAAAUUCGGGGGCUGUUGUCUUGCUGCUCAUUAUGUUGCCAAAUUUAACUGGCGAGAGAGUGGCACCAUAGGCAGUCUCAUGAGUUGCAAAGGAUUAGUGGAGCUCAUCGUGCUGAAUGUCGGGCUUUCUGCUGGAAUACUUAGUCAGAGAGUGUUCUCGAUGUUCGUCUUGGAAGCGCUCUUGUUGACGUUCAUGACGACGCCUCUGGUAACGUUGUUGUAUCCACCCGAAGCACGUAUCCGCGUCGCAGCUACUGGUGCUAAUUUCAAUAACGUUGCUGAUAGGGACAACAUGCUGGAACCAGGAAGCAAGCUUGAUGUUGAGGAUAGGAAAGGCUCUUCUUCUGAUGAGUCCUCGGACGGCGAGGAACGAAUGAUGAAGACUCGCUUUACGGUAGUUCUCGAUCGGAUUGAACAUCUACCUGGGAUGAUGGCUUUGACGCAGAUGAUCAAACCUUCCCUUGUGUCUCUCCAAUCAUCCUUGUUGCCUGUAGCUCCUUCCCAGCCUAUACCCGACUUGCAGCAAGUCACCCCUGCAAGUGAAAUUUCAGGCGGUGCCACGCUCGUCUCACCCACCCCGGUAACAAUUCCCACUAUCGCCCUUCCUCCAUCCCAGCCCCUCAAAGCCAUUGAUCACCACAUCUCCGCUCUCCGUCUUGUCGAACUUUCGGAUCGGACAUCCGCCGUGAUGAAAUCUAUGUCCAUAGCUGCUCACCCAGAUCAUGCAACGGUGCUCGCUCAGUGUGAUCCGAUGCUGAGCAUUUACACCACCUUUGCUUCUCUGAAUGAUCUGAGGGUUACUCCUGCGUUAGAGACAGUGCCGUUCGAUGAUCUAGCGCGUGCCGUCGUAGAUUUUGCCCGGGAUGCAGGAUAUUCAACAUAUUCGAGUAGCGGGCGCACCGGCGGAGAAAUGCUUCUUCUACCCUGGUUACCUCCAAUCGUUGGACAAACUCACGGGCUCGAAUCACAUCCCGUAAGCCCUGCUCCCAGUACAGCCGUGCAUAACCCCUUCGACACGCUCUUUAAUAGAGGAUCAGGCAUGGGAGGUGCUUCAACUCCUGUCCCAGGCUCGCAUGCAAUUCAUUCUAUGGGUGAUAAGUUAUCAAAUUCGGUCGCUGCUACCAUCCACUCCCAAUUCGUUAGGCAGGUGUUUUCUAAAGCAACGGUAGACGUAGGACUUUUCAUGGAUUUGGGCUGCAAACAAGCCGCUGCUGCUGCUGCUUCCACAGGACUGUUCGGGAUUUCAAAGCCGUCCUCUUUCGGUGGUGUGGAUCACAUUCUUCUUCCCUUCUUCGGAGGACCGGAUGAUCGCCUCGCUCUAGCGUUUGUUGUUCAACUGUGCGAAAACGAAAAAGUCACCGCGACAUGUUUGAAAAUCACUAAAACAGAGGAAGUAGAUGCAGAGGGCCCCGCGCUUGUGCCGAAUGCUCAUCUAAACCCGGAUGAUGCGAAGAACGUUGUACCCCCGGAAACUUUAUUGACAGUAGCGUCUGCCUUCUCUGCUCGUUCUGCUGCAGGCUUCCCUGACACUGUUUACGGACAUGCGAACACAGCUACCCGUAUGCAGUCUGAGACCGCAGAUCACCUUGCAUGGGCCCGGUUCGCCAAUGCCACCGAGUUUACAUCCUCAUCCUCAUCAACUGGAUCUACAUCAGGAGCUUUCCCCUCUCGUGCUGCUUUAUCUCGGAUACGUUUUCAAGACUUGUCUUCUCCCGUUCCGUUACAUAAGGUAAUCGCUGAAGCCAAUCGCAUACGUUCGUCACAUAACUCUGGGAAGACAAAAGUCCUGGUUGUUACCGGAAGGAGCAGACGGCUCGCGGUAGAGAAUCAUGCAAAAGAGAUCAAGAAACUAAUGGAGGAACAGCACAGUCAUGGACUAGGUGUAGAUGUGCGGAAGACAAUCGGAGACGUAGCAUCGUCAAUUGUGAUUUCGGGAUGCGCAGAGGAGAUACUCGUCGUACAAGCAGCCGAUAUCGAUUCAUAG